Messenger RNA from Pangasianodon hypophthalmus (striped catfish), 1104 nucleotides. RefSeq lists its product as uncharacterized. Gene Ontology annotation, cellular component: cytosol. The transcript is spliced from 3 exons. Lineage: Eukaryota; Metazoa; Chordata; Actinopteri; Siluriformes; Pangasiidae. The coding region runs from base 202 to 1002 and encodes 266 amino acids. The record is from RefSeq and is a predicted model, not a curated record. Gene Ontology annotation, molecular function: N-methyltransferase activity.
CAAUCCACAGUCCAGUGUCAACAUCGUCACUGACGCAACACCAAAAGGACAUAAAGAGGAAACGGUUCCUCCCGGUUUGUUCGUGCUUGCGAUUCGGUUCACGUGAUUCACUUUGAAGAGUCGCUUAAAAAAACCGAACGAUUCGUUCGCGAGUUGUUUAUUCUCCUUCACUGCUGACUGGAACCGUUUUACCGAAUAAGCAUGGCAGAGAGCGCUCAGUUCACUGAGGGGGAUUACUAUCAGGCGUGUUUUGACUCGAAAGCCUACAUGAAAAAUUUCUAUUCCCGUCCAGAAGGACACUCAGAGGAGGAAGGCUAUCUUACUUUCGUUUUAGGAUGCCUAAGCAGGACCUUUUCGACUGGCCAGUACAAAGGUCAGAGGCUGAUUGAUGUGGGAAGCGGACCGACGAUUCACACUGUAAUCAGCGCGUGCGAGCACUUCGACGAGCUCGUGCUGUCUGAUUUUGUAGACAGGAAUCGUGAAGAAAUCAAGAAAUGGAUAAAGAACGAGGAAGGGUGCUUUGACUGGAAGCCUCUCAUUGAUUAUGUGUGUGAAAUGGAUGGUAGGAGCUCAUCUGAUGUGGAAGCGAAACUGAGACAGCGGGUGAAACAAGUGCUGAAAUGUGACGUCCUUUCAGAAAACCCUUUCCAUCCAGAGAGCGUUGAACCAGCAGACUGUGUGAUAACGUCCCUGUGUCUUGAGGCGGCGAGUAAAGACCUCCAGACGUACAGCAAUGCACUUCGUAGAGUGGCAAAGCUGCUUCGUCCAGGUGGAGCUCUGGUGAUGCUUGGGGUUUUAGGAGAGACCUUCUACUGUAUUGACAAAAUCCGCUUCUCCUGCCUCCAACUAAGCAAAGCAGAUGUUGAAGAUGUUCUCAGAAACCUUGACUUCACUGUGCAGGAAUUUAAAAUUUUUCCAGCACAAGAUCAGGACAACAACAGAGUUUCAGAUUUUGAAGCCAUUUUUUAUCUUGUCGCUCUGAAAUCUACCAAGACAUCUUAGGCACGUGCCAAUAGCCUGGCAGGUUAUAAGACAUACUGCAAACUUUUGUUAACAAAUUAUGUCAUCAUGAAGACUGCAAAUAAAAAUCUUUUAUUAACCAUA